This is a messenger RNA of Chlorella variabilis, 507 nucleotides long. RefSeq lists its product as hypothetical. Gene Ontology annotation, molecular function: ADP binding; ATP binding; phosphoglycerate kinase activity. Bases 1 to 507 code for a protein of 168 amino acids. The record is from RefSeq and is a predicted model, not a curated record. Gene Ontology annotation, cellular component: cytosol. Lineage: Eukaryota; Viridiplantae; Chlorophyta; Trebouxiophyceae; Chlorellales; Chlorellaceae. Gene Ontology annotation, biological process: glycolytic process; gluconeogenesis. The transcript has 4 exons.
AUGCUGGAAGGCGGCUUGGGAGGCGGCUUGGGCUUUGGGGAGGGGGGCUUGGGCGGCGGCUUGGGCUUUGGGGACGGAGGCUUCGGCGGCUUGGGCUUUGGGGACGGGGGUUUGGGCGGCGGCUUGGGCUUUGGGGAGGGGGGCUUGGGCGGCGGCUUAGGCUUUGGAGAGGGGGGCUUGGGAGACGGAGUUGUGGCGCCCGCGGCGGGAGCGACCGGUGGACCGCUCAGCGCCAGAAGCAGCAUGGCCAGGGGCAGGACGGGUCUGGACGUGGGCCCCGAAAGCAACGCCCUCAUCAACAAGGCGCUGUCCGACUGCAAGACCGUGCUGUGGAACGGGCCCAUGGGCGGCGCCACCACCAUCAUCGGCGGCGGCGACUCUGUGGCGGCGGUGGAGCAGGCGGGCCUGGCUGACAAGAUGAGCCACAUCAGCACCGGCGGCGGCGCCAGCCUGGAGCUGCUGGAGGGCAAGGUGCUGCCCGGCGUGGCGUGCCUGGACGACGAGUGA